AUGGAGGGGCAGUCGUAUCCAUACACACCAACGGAUCUUAAACUGCUAGGCUAUGUUCCUAAUUUCCUAACUCAAUCAACCAUUAAUUUUACAAAGACAAGACUCGCUCAUUAUCCGAUCGAAGUUUGGAAAGAAUAUAGCAAAGGUGAUUCAAGAUAUACGGCAAAAGAUGCUUGGAACGAGUUAUUGUUGAAGGAGUGA
Messenger RNA from Dovyalis caffra, 201 nucleotides. Lineage: Eukaryota; Viridiplantae; Streptophyta; Magnoliopsida; Malpighiales; Salicaceae. The record is from the annotation of a GenBank genome assembly.